CCUUUGGAGUAGAAUGAUUUGAGUUAAGAGUAAAAAUAUUACCAUCCUGCUAUUAAAAUCUGUUUAUAAUUUAUCCACUUCACUUAUGCACACAUUGAUCUUGUUGAGGUUAUAAACAAAAUAAUGAUAAUAGUGCUUCCUGCAUUGAAUGCCUAUUCACCAUUAUGCCUGUCACUUAUUUUUACUGUUGCAAAACUUUUCACAACAUGUUUCCUGUCUGGAACAGGCAAUUUACAGACAUGGCUCCAGUAUCCACUGUGCUCAGCUGCCUGGUCACCUUGCUGAUUUAGAACAGAACUCUCAGAAAGCAGGGAUCAAACUUGCAUGGCAUUAUUGGCAUCAUAGCAUGCUAUGUGCAUCAUGGAUAUGACACUGUUGUAUUCUUGUUUGAAAUGUUUUACUAUAGUUCUGCUUUUUUCAGCUGUAUAAAUAUCAGAAAUAUCUAAUUUUAAGGAAUGAUUGGAUUAUCAAAUGACACAUUGGGGUAUGCAAGCCUUGGGGCUUCAACAUUCCUAGCCUCUGCACACCCCAGUGAGUCUUGUGGAAGUAAUGGCUUGCCUCUCACUCCAAACUCGGUCCGGAUCCUUGGCCGAUCCCAACUGCUGUACACCGUGUCCCACCCUCACCUGUGCUCCUAUGUGUCUAUACAACGAGGCAAACAUGAAAGACUUAUAGUGGUUCAAGAGUUCUACAAGUGUGAUCUUCUGGCAGCUUGGAACAAUCACCAAGAAUUCCAAACUGAAAAAAGGUUAAUCCAAGUGAUGCAUGAGGUUAUGCAAGGCUUAGUUUACUUGAACAAGUUGGGCAUCUCGUGCUGCUGCAAUUUGUGCCCUCGUAAUUUGCUUAUUGAUCCGUAUGGAAAGGCCAAGAUGAAUGGCUAUGGACUAUAUUAUAUGACUGAACAGGGAACAGCUGUCUCCUUUCCCAUUGGUAACGAGUUCAGUGCUCCUGAAGUGCUGAUAGCUGGGGCGUGUCCGGAGCUGCGACCUGCUGGUGGCGGUGGUAACCCAUCCUCUGAUGUGUGGAGCCUUGCGCUCAUGUUCCUCUCACUCAUACUCCCAACACAAACCAAAUCAGGCCACAAAGAACCUCUUGAAAUCAGCGUUGCCACUGUGCUGCUCAUGGCAUCUAAAAGUGACCAUGACGACCUUGCUUCUGCAAUUAUUGAUCAGAAACCCCAACUGCUUGAAAAAUUCGAGAUGCUUAGUGCAGCAACACAAGACCUACUGCGAUCCUGCUUGAAGUUUGAUCCUACGUCUCGACCGUCACCAAUAGACCUGUUAAGCCAUCCUGCAUUUGCUGGUCUCACUCUCACUGCGCCUGUGGAUCCUCAGCCCCGGCCCUUCCCUCGCUGCACCAUUGCUUCCCCGCGGAAAGCUUUCCCUCCUAUGGACGAAAUGCUGUCUAACUACCCCCUGCCUGAUGAUUGUAUGACACUCAAUCAUGAUGGCGUGAAGACAGGCAUAGGAGGCCUACGUGAGCGCAGCAUGCGUGAGGUGUAUCACCUGUGGCAGCUGGCGGGAGGACAGGCGGAGCAGGAGCUCGUGCGGCACGGCUUCAUCAUCUCCCGCCCGCCUAUCCUAGUAAAAAGCAGCAGCGAAGACACUGAGGCCAGGAAGCUGCCUCUGGUGAUCAGGGAGAAGGACGUCGAGUAUCAGUUUCACCGCAUCAUUCUCUUCCACCGCCUGCUCAGGGCAUAUCCAUACUACCGGUCACGCAUCGUAGCGGACGCUCACAUGGACAUCCCGCCGUACCACCGAGGCGAGGUGUGGGCCGCGCUGCUGGGGGUGGACGGUGACACCAUCUCCACUUACGCUGAAAUUGAUAAAGUUACCCCAACCUCAACGGACCGUCAAAUCGAAGUGGACAUCCCUCGCUGCCACCAGUACGACGAGCUGCUCUCCUCGCCCCGCGCUCACCAGAAGUUCACUCGCCUCCUCAAGGCCUGGGUGGUCUCACAUCCCGGGCUCGUGUACUGGCAGGGACUUGACUCAUUAACCGCUCCAUUUCUCUACCUUAACUUCAAUAACGAAGCGUUGGCGUACGCAUGCCUCACAGCCUUCAUCAAGAAAUACCUUCACAAGUUCUUCUUACGAGACAACAGCGCCGUUAUUCAGGAGUACCUGGCGAAAUUUUGUCAUCUGGUCGCCUUCCAUGAUCCCUUGCUGUUCUCCCACCUUGCUUCCAUUGGCUUCGUGCCAGAGCUUUAUGCAAUUCCGUGGUUCCUCACUAUGUAUACACACGUGUUCCCGCUGAGCCAAAUUUUCCACGUGUGGGAUACGCUGCUGCUGCACCCCGCGUCACUAGCGCUCUGUGUGGCGGCGGCCAUCCUUCGACACCUGCGGCACCAGCUCCUCGACUUCUCAUUCAACGACUGCAUCCUGCUCUUCUCGGACAUGCCAGACAUCAACAUAGAGCAGGUGGUGAAGGACUCAGUUGACCUGCACCUUGAGACGCCCGUGAGUUUGCUGUACCGCCACCACGCGCCGCCUUCGUCUGACCGGGACACAGAGCAACAUUUGUCAGGCCCUCUAAAUGAUCUGAGCAGCAUUACACUAGCGGAGCAGCGGAGUGAGAUCUGCGGACGCAUCAGCGGUGCGGACGUCGUGCGGCUCAGUGAAGCUCUGCCCGGCUCACUGCUCGUCGUGGACACCAGGCCCCAGCACCUAUUUCAAACGGGUUCUCUGAUGAACGCCUGGAAUGCGCCUGGGGAGUUGUGGAUGAGGGAAGGAGACUCUCCCUCUGAGGACGGGGGCCCUCAACUUGUCCUCGAGCAGGCCAAGCUGAGGGCGGUGGGCAAAAUGGCCGUCGUCGUCAUGGGCACCAAAGCCGCCCAUCAUCUUACCCUUCAGGUGUGUGAGCAGUUGGUCGAGGCGGGCGUGGCGCGCGUGUGCCUCUUGCACGGCGGAGUGGACGUCUUCCAGGCCUCAGGACAUCUCGUCGUCCCCUCACCUGGGGCCUCGUAAUAUCCGGGACCCUCGGUACAUUCACAAUACAAGCUCGGAACAGGGAGAGACUUUCAUGAGCUCUAGUCUCAUGAGCUCAUGGGGAACAGCAGAGAAGCAAUUACGAUGCAUUCCGUGCACCAUUUCAGAUAUCCCUUCAAGAGCCGUAAAUUGCUGCUAUCGCCGUGUUAGAAAUUAUUAAACUGCCAAUGAACUUUAUUGAAAAUAAUUGCAUGAGUUAUGUUUUGUUACUACUGUAGUUUUAUUAUUAGUAGGUAUUUAUUGUUAGUCACGUAUAAUUUGGUUGGGUGAUGGCAAUCAACUGUGACCACCUUCUUUGUAUCGAUGAGUCUGUUUUUGUUAUGUUUUUCUCUGCAUGUUAUGCGUAAGUAUUUAUUUCUUGAGUAUCGGUAUUUAUUUCUUGAGUAUAUAUUAAGAUCAACAUAUUUAGUGUACAACACAGAAUUUUACUCCUACGAGUGCAACGUCUUCCAAGCUAUACUGUAUUCGAGCUAAGAGUUUCAGUCAAACCUAAUAUUUUAAAGGCACCUGUUGCAGAAAGUUGGCAGACCAAGAAUUCCAUUUGAUCUUAAAUUUUUUUAGUACUGUAAAGUAUUAGCUCUGCUCAUAUAAGUCAAUUAAAUUUUUUUGUUCAUGAAUAGAUUGGUAGCGAUUUUCUUGCGUAUGCCUGGAUGAAAAGUGGUAGUUGGCCGCCGUGAUCAUCCAAAUUUAUAGAUCUUUUGUACAAAUUUUAGGAUAAUGAAGAUAUUUUUUAUUAUUACUUUAUGA
This is a messenger RNA of Hyalella azteca, 3734 nucleotides long. RefSeq names its product TBC domain-containing protein kinase-like protein. Lineage: Eukaryota; Metazoa; Arthropoda; Malacostraca; Amphipoda; Hyalellidae. The transcript has 16 exons. The coding region runs from base 456 to 2966 and encodes 836 amino acids. Gene Ontology annotation, biological process: activation of GTPase activity; protein phosphorylation. The record is from RefSeq and is a predicted model, not a curated record. Gene Ontology annotation, molecular function: protein kinase activity; GTPase activator activity; ATP binding.